Striga asiatica is the source of this 1098-nucleotide messenger RNA. The record is from the annotation of a GenBank genome assembly. NCBI's taxonomy places the organism in Eukaryota, Viridiplantae, Streptophyta, Magnoliopsida, Lamiales, Orobanchaceae.
AUGAAAGCUGCUACUCGGGUGGUAAGCCCACCCGCUUUAAAAGGCCCAACCUACCCUUCCAGUCUAAACUCGCGUAUAAGAAGGUCCUGGAAGCCAGAGUGCGGCAAAUCCAGAGCGUCCAAGUCCAACCACCACUCCCUCGCCAGCCAAUCCCUAAGCGACAAGUGGAUGGAGGUCCAGGGCAUCCGCAACUGGGAAGGCCUCCUCGACCCUCUCGACAACACCCUCCGGGACGAGAUCCUCCGGUACGGCGACUUCGUGGAGGCCGCCUACCGCGCCUUCUUCAACUCCAACGAAACUCUGCGUGUCCCCCGCGGCUACACUGUCACGCGGUCCCUGCACGCCACGUGCGGGGCCCACCUCCCUGGCUGGGCCGCAGCCCACCUCCCGAGCUGGGCCUCGGCCCGUUCGGCUUUGAUUGGGUACGUGGCGGUGUGCACGGACCCGGACGAGAUCGCCCGGCUCGGCCGGCGGGACGUGGUGGUGGCGUAUCGAGGGACCGGAACGUGCAUGGAGUGGGCCGAGAAUCUACGCAUGGGCCUCGCGGGGGUUGGAGAAAUGGCGAAGGUGCAGAGGGGGUUUCUGAGCAUGUACACGACGCAAGGGGAAGGGGAGGACGGGCAGCCGAGCCUAAGGGACGAGGUGAGGGAUGAGGUGGCAAGGGUGGUGGCGAGGUACGGCGGUGACGUAAGCGUGACGGUGACGGGGCACAGCUUGGGUGCUGCGCUGGCGACGCUGACGGGGCAUGACAUAAGGAAGGAGUUUGGGGGGAUGGUGACGGUGGUGUCGUUCGCGGGGCCGAGGAUAGGGAACAAGGCCUUCAGGAAGGAAUUGGAGAAAAACGGGACGAGGGUGCUGAGGAUAGUGAAUGCGGGCGACCCGGUUACCAAGGUGCCGGGUUUCGUGCUGAAUGACAGCAUGAGGUGGAUGGAGGGGACAGAGUGGGUUUACGCGGAGAUAGGGAAGGAGCUCAGGCUCAGCAGCAGAUCAGGGGGAGUCGCCACCUGUCACGAUCUCAAGACCUAUCUCAACUUGCUCCACAACUGUCCCUUGAGAAGGAGGGUUUUGAGUCCCACUCACCAGGAGCUUGUGUGCUGA